Leptosomus discolor (cuckoo roller) is the source of this 953-nucleotide messenger RNA. The record is from RefSeq and is a predicted model, not a curated record. Lineage: Eukaryota; Metazoa; Chordata; Aves; Leptosomiformes; Leptosomidae.
CCGGCUCCUGCAGUGCAGGGCCGGAGGUCAUCACUCAGCGGGGUGUGCUACCUGACCAUGGGUCUCCUCGUACUGCUCCUGGGCUUGGUCUUUGCAUCGAUGUAUGUGUACAGAUACUUCUUCAUCACCCAGCUGCCCCGUGAGAGUGUGUUUCACUGUGGCGUCCUUUAUGAAGACUCGCUGUAUUCGCCAUUCAAAGGGCAGCUGGAGUUGCACGAAGAUGUCAAGAUUUACAUUGAGGAGAACUACGAGCAAAUCAACGUCCCGGUGCCCCAGUUUGGAGGGAGUGACCCUGCAGAUAUCAUCCACGAUUUCCAGCGAGGUCUGACAGCUUAUCACGACAUAACACUGGAUAAAUGCUAUGUCAUCGAGCUGAACACCACUAUUGUGAUGCCCCCUCGCAACCUGUGGGAGCUGCUGGUUAAUGUGAAGAAAGGGACAUACCUGCCUCAGACAUACAUAAUCCAAGAGGAGAUGAUUGCGACUGAGCACAUCAGUGACAUGGAGCAGCUUGGUUCCUUCAUCUACCACCUUUGCAGUGGCAAGGAGACCUACAGGCUGAAGCGGAGGAGUGCGAGGAGACGUAUCAGUCGACGUGAGGCCGGAAACUGUCAUCGUAUUCGUCAUUUUGAAAACACUUUUGUGGUCGAAACUGUUAUCUGCAAAAAGUCAUGAAGCCACUUCCCAGAUGUAACCUUCCUUGGCUUUGCUUGCACACACAUGCUUUCAGCCCUCUCUUUAGACAUGGUAAUCUGUCUCACUUUUUGUACUCCCUCCCCUGCUUGUGCAGCUCUAACCUGUUGGGUCCAUUGCGGCCUCACAGUGGAUUCUUUUCUCUCCCUGCUACCUACCUGAGACAUUUGCUGGGCUUAAAUUUACACAGUGCUCAAAGACAACCUGGGAGUAGAUCCAGCUUCUUCCACACCACAGGACAGGAAACUCUUUUGGGAGCA